This is a messenger RNA of Drosophila pseudoobscura, 2824 nucleotides long. Its product is annotated as protein toll-like. Bases 123 to 2822 code for a protein of 899 amino acids. Gene Ontology annotation, cellular component: plasma membrane. Lineage: Eukaryota; Metazoa; Arthropoda; Insecta; Diptera; Drosophilidae. Gene Ontology annotation, biological process: inflammatory response; toll-like receptor signaling pathway; innate immune response. The transcript has a single exon. Gene Ontology annotation, molecular function: transmembrane signaling receptor activity. The record is from RefSeq and is a predicted model, not a curated record.
UUUUUCAAGUUCUCAAAUCCCCAAAGAUUUGUUGGGAAAUGGGAGAACAUUAAGCUACAAGCGAUUGUGCCAAACAUAAUUAGUGUAAAUUCAACUUCCAUAUACUGCAGUUGCAUUGUAAUAUGUCGCGGAAUAUAUUGGCAUUCCUUCCUCUUGUUUUAACCACAGAGAUAUAUUUCUGUAGGAUCCCCAAAUCGGACUCGUAUUUGCUGAACAUCCGAGAGGAUUACUGUGACAUCUAUUGUCAGGGAUCCAAUGAUAAAUCAUGCCUAAAGACGAACAAUACUGUCGUAACCAAUCAUUUUCAAAUGGAGUUGGAGUCCGGGCAUUUAAGAAUCAAGUGGAAAGAGAGGCGAGGGUCUAUAGAAUCGAAUAUAACCUCAAUUACCGAUGAAAGUGGAACGGAACUCGAAAGUUUAACAGUGACUGGAAUCCCGAGCUCUAAAGAUGACAGAUUUCGACCUGGAAUAGAUUAUAUUAGAGAUUUUGGGGUUUCCAAAGUCCUCAAAUACGAAAUAUAUUCUGGAGAUCUGAUAAUACUUGAAGCUGAACCCGAUUUAAAGAAUGGUCCUUCUCAUUUGGCUUUAAUCUUCACUUUUACUGUUGAGAAUAUCAUAAAUUCACAUGCCGCAAAUAGUUAUAUUCGAAGGACGAUGGAUAACUUGAAAACAAUUCAGAUUCGUUAUGAAGGAAGGUCACAAACUCCCGAGUUCUGGAUGGAAGAUGGUACUUUCAAAGGCAAAACACAAUUAAAUCUGCUUACUUUUCAAGGAUUAAAGAUGGAAAAUCUCACAUCUAAUACUUUUAGUGAUUUGAAAAGCUUGAAAAUAUUAAAUUUUACAAACACAAUCGUCAGGGAUCAAAGUUUCUUGAGGUAUGAGUGUAUCCAUGAGUGUGUUUUAGAUUUUCUUUUGAUGUAUUUUUUAAGUUCUGCGACUCUGCGGAACAAUCUAGAGAUUUUCAUCAUGCAUACUGAAGCGGUCAAAGUGGAACUGGAACAUUUCGAAAACUAUUCGAAAUUAAGGUUUAUUCAAGUUGUAAAUUAUGAACCACAUGAGAAUCUAACUGCAUUCGUCUGCGAUUCAGGAACUUGGAAAUUCGAUUGCAAGUUCUCGCACGGGAUAGAUGGAAGAAGGUGUCCUGGAAAAUGUAAAUGCUACUAUGAGCUAAGUAGCAUGGAGUUUCACAUAGAUUGCACCCAACGAAAUUUCACAGAAAUCCCGCCCUUACCCAUUCCGAUAGAUGGGAGGCCAGUGCUGCGUUUUAGUAAUAAUCAUCUUAAAGAUCUGCCCAGCAACGCCAAGGAAAUACCCGGCUAUAAUCAACUGCAAGCUCUCGAUGUGGCAGCCAAUGAGAUCACGAGCCUCGGCAUUCAACAGCUGCCACAGAGGCUGCAACACCUCAGCAUUCGUUUCAACAACAUCACAGACCUCGGCAAGAAAGUGGUCGAAUUUCUGUCCAAACACGUUGCCAUCCAUCGCUUUGGCAAUAAGUGGUUUGCCGAUUGCGACGACAAGGUCCUCUUGGAGUACACCUACUCGAUUAUAAACUUUAAGGGGAAGAAAGAUCCUGAAAUCAAUAAUUAUCUUAGAGAACGUUCGGAAAGAAAUCGAUUUUCUGAAAAUCCCUGGAGCUGUUUUUGGGAGACACGAUUUCUGAUAUCCUUUAUGGGCAAACGCGAGUCCAUGAAAUAUAUAGCGCCACUGGACUAUCAAGACUUUCGCGGCCCUUGUCCCGAUGUUUGCAGCUGCCUCCUUACCUACUAUCCCACGGAAUUCAUCGUUGACUGCAGUGGCGAAGGCCUCUCGGAGAUACCACCAUUACCCACGCCCAAAGAUCGCCCAACGACCCUUUUAUUUCAAAACAAUAAGCUCCGCGUAUUGCCCAAUGAAUCGAUGCCAGGAUACGCAAAUGUGGGUCGACUCUUUCUGGCCAACAAUCGACUAACGGAACUCGAUAAUCUUCCACGAAACCUCUCGUAUCUGGACAUACGAAACAACAGAAUUGCUGUAAUUAACAGGAAGACUCUAGAUAUCUUUGAAAAUAGAUCGAAAUCGUCAGAUCUGAAGCUAUUCCUGUCUGGAAAUCCCUGGGCUUGCACUUGCGAGGAGAAAGAUUUCUUGGGAUUCGUGAAAGGAGGUGGUCCCAGAAUCGGAGAUGUCACAAAUAUCACCUGCGGAGACACAGGAAACCUCCUGAUCGAAACGGAUGAGAGUUCAGUAUGCCCCUCUGGCUUCGUGCACUAUGUGACCCUCACUGUUUCGUUCAUGUUAAUGAUCUUGACCAUAAACCUGAUGAUUUACUUCAAACAGCCCCUCCUGAUCUGGUUCUACGAGCACGGCGUAUGCCUGAGCCUCGCUGCACGACAGGAACUCGACGAACGGAAGAAGUUCGAUGCAUUUCUAUCCUUCACCCACAAAGACGAGGAUCUGAUUGAGGAGUUUGUGGAGAGACUGGAGAAUGGCCCCCAGAAGUUCCAACUCUGCUUCUAUCUGCGCGACUGGCUUUUGGGCGUGUCCAUUCCAGAGUGCAUCAGCCAAUCUGUGAAGGACUCAAGGCGCAUCAUAAUCCUGAUGACGAACCACUUCCUAAAGUCCACUUGGGGGCGACUGGAGUUCCGCCUCGCUCUGCAUGCCACCUCCCAGGAUCGAUGUAAGCGGCUUAUUGUGGUCCUCUAUCCGGAAGUGGAGAACUUUGAUGAUUUGGACAGCGAACUGCGGACCUACAUGGUGCUGAACACGUACCUCAAGCGAGAUGACCCCAAUUUCUGGAAUAAGUUGAUCUAUUCGAUGCCCCAUAGUGUACAGGGAGAGCAGCCCUAAAA